Molecule: messenger RNA, 1572 nt
Organism: Athalia rosae (coleseed sawfly)
Lineage: Eukaryota; Metazoa; Arthropoda; Insecta; Hymenoptera; Athaliidae
Gene: Cdc10
Product: cyclin-dependent kinase 10
Exons: 6
Coding region: 148-1380 (410 amino acids)
Biological process (GO): protein phosphorylation; regulation of mitotic cell cycle
Cellular component (GO): nucleus
Molecular function (GO): cyclin-dependent protein serine/threonine kinase activity; ATP binding
Source: RefSeq, a predicted model, not a curated record
ACAUUGAUUUUAUUGAUUGUAUGUACAGGAAAAAGAGUAACUGAUUGUGGCAAUAAGUUGUGAAACCUGAUGAUUUUUAACGUAGUGUGAAUAAGACUACCGUAUCAUUACUCUCUCAAGCCGAUUCGCGAAAAAUAUUCAUCGAAAAUGACGAAAGAAGAAAGUGUGGAUAAAAAAUCUGCAGAGAAUAAUGACACUGAUAAAAAGUCAUCCGCUGAGGCUGGACCAGAUCCCACAGCACCGAUAACUCGCAAGGGUGUGCUAACUUCAUUUUUAACUGGAAAACCUAUGGAAAUUCCUGAGCAAGAUAUUCUUGGCAAAUGCAGAUUUGUAUCUGAAUUUGAGAAGGUGAACAGAAUUGGCGAAGGAACUUAUGGGAUAGUAUAUCGCGCACGAGACACAAAAACUGAUAAAGUUGUUGCCUUAAAAAAAGUGCGUAUGGAACAUGAGAAAGAUGGGCUGCCUGUGAGCGGCUUGCGAGAAAUCAGUGUUCUAUUAUCCUGCAGACAUGAAAAUAUAGUUCACUUGAAAGAAGUUGUGGUUGGAAGAAGCCUAGAAAGUAUAUUCCUAGCAAUGGAAUACUGUGAACAAGAUUUGGCCAGUUUGUUAGACAACAUGCAAGCCCCAUUCUCUGAAAGUCAAGUGAAAUGCAUUGUGCUGCAAGUUCUUAAAGGCCUGAGGUAUCUUCAUCAUAAUUUCGUCGUUCAUAGAGAUCUCAAGGUUUCAAAUCUCCUAAUGACUGAUAAAGGCUGUGUUAAGAUUGCUGACUUUGGAUUGGCUAGAUGGUUUGGAUUACCUUUAACUCCAAUGACCCCUAGAGUAGUAACUUUAUGGUACAGAGCUCCCGAAUUACUUCUUCAAGCCAAAACCCAGACAACCUCGGUGGAUAUGUGGGCCGCUGGAUGUAUUCUAGGUGAACUACUUGGUCAUAGGCCGCUCUUGCCUGGGAGGUCAGAAAUCGCUCAAUUGGAAUUGAUUGUAGACUUGUUGGGAACACCCAGCGAGGCAAUUUGGCCUGAAUUUAAUUCACUACCGGCUUUGCAAAAUUUUUCAUUGAAGCAGCAACCAUACAAUAACCUGAAACAAAGAUUUCCGUGGCUAAGCGCAGCUGGCCUGAGACUGCUCAACUUCUUGUUCAUGUACGACCCAAAGAAGAGAGCUACGGCGGAGGAAUGUCUGCAGAGUAGUUAUUUCAAAGAAGCUCCCUUACCCUGUGAUCCAAAGUUGAUGCCCACAUUCCCACAACACAGAAAUAUGAAAAAGUCUAAUCCGGCCAAAGAAAUCCGUGAACCAGAAAAUCCGGUUACCGAUCAAACCAACAAUUUGCCUGCUAUUUCAGACCUUCUUGGGUCCCUCGUUAAAAAAAGACGUGUUGAAUAAACAGCAAGCAGGAUUAAUCCAAUGAUUUUCCAUGACGUCUGUUCGACAGGAGUCAGUGAACCCAUUACUCGGGAUCCUGCCAAAAUUUCUGACACUUCGCAGACCAUGGUACGUAAAAUAGAUUUGACAAUGUCUCAGUUUCAUCAUGCACCGAUUUUUUUGGACUUUGUAAUAAAUGCAAAUAAUAUCUGA